AUGACGCGUCCUGACAUUUCUCUCUCUGUGCAAAGUUUGAGCCAAUUCAUGCAAACUCCAAUGAAGGCUCACAUGGCAGCUGCAAAGAAUGUGUUGAGAUAUUUGAAGAGUAACCUAGGACUUAGAAUACUUUUAAGCUCGAGACACAGUACAACGUUGAGGUGCUUCUGUGAUUCAGAUUGGGCAGCAUGUCAUACUACAAGGAGGUCAGUUUCUGGCUAUUUGCUGAAAAUAGGAGACUCCUUAAUCUCCUGGAAGGUAAAGAAGCAAGAAAUUGUCUCCAAGUCUUCGGAUGAAGCUAAAUAUAGAGCACUUAGUGUUGCUAUUUUAGAGGUUAUCUGGGUUUUAGGGGUAAUGAAGGAUCUGGGUUUUCAGAAUGUAGAUCUAGUAAAGGUGUAUUGUGACAGCAAGGCUGCCAUUCAUAUAGCAAAUAAUCCUAUUUUUCAUGAAAGGACAAAACAUAUAGAAGUGGAUUGUCAUUUCGUUAGAGAGAAAUUACAGCAGAAGAUUAUUUCUCUGCACCAUGUUUGUUCAGCAGAACAGGAGGCUGAUGUUCUAACAAAACCAUUGGGAAAGAAAUUACAUGAUAGUUUGAACUUGAGGGGGAGUGUUGAAGAUAUGUAA
Molecule: messenger RNA, 624 nt
Organism: Prosopis cineraria
Lineage: Eukaryota; Viridiplantae; Streptophyta; Magnoliopsida; Fabales; Fabaceae
Product: secreted RxLR effector protein 161-like
Exons: 1
Coding region: 1-624 (207 amino acids)
Source: RefSeq, a predicted model, not a curated record